UAAUAUCACAUUUAUAAUUAUGGUAAAUGUUCAUCAAUUUUUUUAAACAUUUAACAAAAAUAAAAGAUUAUAUAUGAUGAUGAUGAUGAAGAACUUAUAGGAGAAAAGCCAAAUUCAGAUGGGUUGAGACUCUCAGAUUUUUGUUUUCCCUCCGUUAUCCAUGAUCCAAUCCGCCGAGGUUGGUGGGUCUCUCUUACCUCACAAGCCAACACCAUUUCUGUCAGUCCCAAAUCCAAUUUCCCCCUCCCUUAUCCCUAAUUUCCAUACCACGCUACCCGAAUUGACUUCAAAAACCCAUACACAAAAUAUCUCAUCUACCUUCUGCAACCCAGAACCCCACUCUCUAUGUCUAUCCACACACCUUAAACCCUAGCCCUGUAUCUUUCACUUCGUUUCUCAACCGCAAUCGCCAUGGAUGUUGCUCAUCUAUCCACCAAAUGCUUUUUAUCUCCCAUUCCUUCUUCUUCUCUCCCUGUUCUUUCCAGGAUUCCAAUCUCGCUCCGCAGGUCUAGGCGCGCAGCUUCGCUUCGACGUAUACGGCUCUGUUCCGCGUCCGGCUCCGACACCUUGGUGGCCGGAUCGCGGAAGGAAGAUGGGAGGGUUUCUGAAGCUGCGAGGAAAAAGGAAGAUGAGUUUGGAGAUUUGAAAUCUUGGAUGCACGAAAAUGGGCUUCCUCCUUGCAAGGUUGUUCUCAAAGAAAGACCGUCUCACCACGAGCAACACAAGGCUAUACAUUAUAUAGCUGCGAGCGAAGAUCUCCAGGCGGGUGAUGUUGCUUUCUCUGUUCCGGAUUCCUUGGUUGUAACUCUGGAGAGAGUUUUGGGGAACGAGACCAUUGCGGAACUAUUAACCACAAACAAACUCUCGGAAUUGGCCUGCUUGGCAUUGUAUUUAAUGUAUGAGAAGAAGCAAGGAAAGAAGUCUUUUUGGUACCCAUAUAUUAGAGAGCUUGAUCGUCAACGAGGGAGGGGCCAGUUAGCUGUGGAAUCUCCCCUGCUAUGGUCAGAAAGUGAACUGGCUUAUCUUACAGGCAGCCCCACUAAGGCUGAAGUUCUUGAAAGGGCGGAAGGAAUUAAAAGGGAAUAUAAUGAGCUUGAUACUGUCUGGUUUAUGGCUGGAUCUCUGUUUCAGCAAUACCCAUAUGAUAUUCCUACUGAGGCCUUUCCAUUUGAGAUUUUCAAACAAGCUUUUGUUGCAAUUCAGUCUUGUGUGGUGCAUUUACAGAAAGUCAGUCUGGCUCGGAGAUUUGCCUUGGUUCCACUAGGACCUCCAUUGCUAGCUUAUAGAAGCAACUGCAAAGCGAUGUUAGCUGCUGUUGAUGGCUCUGUACAACUAGUGGUUGAUCGGCCCUAUAAAGCUGGGGAAUCUAUUGUUGUCUGGUGUGGUCCACAGCCUAACUCAAAAUUGCUUCUGAAUUAUGGUUUUGUUGAUGAAGACAAUUCCUAUGAUCGUAUAGUGGUUGAGGCAGCUCUUAACACUGAGGAUCCUCAAUAUCAGGACAAGAGAAUGGUUGCUCAAAGAAAUGGAAAACUAACAGUGCAAAAAUUUCAUGUUUCUGUAGGAAAAGAAAGAGAAGCUGUUUCAGACAUGCUCCCUUAUCUGCGAUUGGGCUAUGUUUCAGAUCCAUCUGAGAUGCAGUCUGUUAUCUCUUCUCAAGGUCCAAUAUGUCCUGUGAGUCCUUGUAUGGAACGUGCAGUAUUGGACCAACUUGUGGAUUAUUUUGAGAGACGGUUGGCUGGCUAUCCUACCACUAUGAGUGAAGACGAGUGUUUGUUGGCAGAUAGUAAUUUGAACCCAAAGAAGCUAGUUGCCACACAGCUUGUCAGGUUGGAAAAGAAAAUGCUAAAUGCAUGCUUGAAGGCUACAGUUGAUUUGAUAAACCAGUUGCCUGAUCACACUGUGUCUCCAUGCCCAGCUCCUUACACUCCUCUACUAAAAUGAAAGAAACAGCCAAUCUAUUUCCUGAUCUAGCAAACCACAGAACUUCUUGGCCAUACUGAUUUUUACAUCUCAACAGGGCAACAUAAACUAGGUCAGUCUCAUCAAACCCUCAAAAAUUAAAUUAAGUGGUCCCUUUUUCAUGAAUAUGAUUGGACUUUACAUCUUGUUGAAAUUUUUGCAGGUACAUCCAGGAAGCUGGGUACAGUCUAGAGCAACCAAGAAAUAUGGAUAAAUAGCAGUUGCUCUCAUAGGCUUUCAACAAGGAUGAGUGUGCAUGAUGUAUGAAGCAAGGGUUUGGAAGCUAUAGAACUAAAUUUGAUGUCUGUUGCUUGUUCCUCACCCCACUGUUCCCUACCUUUUUGUCACAGGGUGUGGUUAUAUUUCAUUAAAUGCACUCGACAUGCAAGUCCGGCCAUUCAUGUCAUUUGGCCAUCCCUUGUAAAUGUGAAUUCAACUUUCAGUCACUUUAUGUUCCUUGUAACCAUACAAACUACAAAUUUCUUCAGAAGCAUUCUCUUUUAAUUCCAAUUCAACUCAUUUCUUUAUAA
Vitis vinifera (wine grape) is the source of this 2489-nucleotide messenger RNA. RefSeq lists its product as uncharacterized. Lineage: Eukaryota; Viridiplantae; Streptophyta; Magnoliopsida; Vitales; Vitaceae. Gene Ontology annotation, biological process: peptidyl-lysine monomethylation. The coding region runs from base 412 to 1941 and encodes 509 amino acids. The record is from RefSeq and is a predicted model, not a curated record. The transcript has 12 exons. Gene Ontology annotation, cellular component: chloroplast stroma. Gene Ontology annotation, molecular function: protein-lysine N-methyltransferase activity.